Molecule: messenger RNA, 2148 nt
Organism: Desarmillaria tabescens
Lineage: Eukaryota; Fungi; Basidiomycota; Agaricomycetes; Agaricales; Physalacriaceae
Exons: 7
Coding region: 199-1881 (560 amino acids)
Source: RefSeq, a predicted model, not a curated record
UUUCCCGUCCCUGCGACCGUCUCCACGAUCUGUUUGGCUCCCUCCCCUACUGCCUCCGCGGAGGUCUUGGCCCUUUCUCUUUUCCCUCCGGGUGGGUUGACACAAAUAUGUCGCCCAUCUCAUUUGACGUCUUUCGUCGAUGAGAUUUUUGUGUUCGUGCGUGUGGGUGGAUUCCAAUGGUUGACACGGUUGACACGAAUGUGUCGCUGUGUCCGUUUGACGUCCUUCGUCGGCGGAUUGGUGAGAGUUCGUGACUGUGGCGUGAUGUCUUUUGUCGGGGAGCGCUGCUUUUGUUCGCUCGCUCGAUGCUCGCUCGAUUUUUGCUCGCUUGCUCGUUUUUGGGUUUGGGUUUGGAGACAUUGUACUCCUCCCAUUUUCCCUUUCUCUCUCCAGAUCGUGUCUCUCUCUACACCCCUGACUAAACCCAGACAUUUUGCUGCCAGGGUUAACGACGACGCCACCGAUCAUGGCCUUCGUCUCGCUGCUUGUCUCGCAGGGUCCUUUGUCGGCAUCCUCGUCCUUGCUUUCUUCUUCAUUAGGAGGAGGCGACUUGUUCAACGGCAGCGACGCGCAUCCACCAACACACUCAGACUCAUCAUGGAUUCUUUUCCACUGCCUCCAAACAUGCUGCCGCCAGAGCAGCAGCAGCGAUAUGUCUUCCCUUGCCCUCGUCAAGAUGGCCCUAAUAAAAAUUGGCUUGAUGAGAACAGCAAUUUUCAAAUGGAGGAAAUUGACCUGUCUCUUACACACAAGGUCCCCUGGUUUGCAGAACUUUGCCAGCAUUUCGGACUCGCACAUACGGGCAACAAAACGACGCUUCGUGAGCAGCUUGUGAAGUUCAGCCAAGCCGGGAUGGAAAAGUGGAAGGCAAAUAUUCUCACUCCGACGCGUAUUCCUCACAAGGGAGUGAGGGUGGUGAGGGAUGGUGCUAUUACGAAGAGGAAGCUGACACGUCGAGCAACCCGCAUUCAUGAGGUGAGCAUACCGGUGAGCAACCCUCAAAGAGUACUCCUCCCUACGUCAAGAUUCGAGGAUACUCGUAGCCAGGCCAAGAUAGAUGGCUUCAUACCUUGGGCUGAAGUUCUUAUGGUCAAGAUAGCGAAAGAAGAAGAACGUGCACAGAAUCUCCGCAAUACCCAUCUCCCAGAACCUGGGGUCAACAGUGUCCACAAUCACAGCACGCAAAAGCCUGGUAUGAAUCCUUUUGCGAGCCCUGACUUUGUCCAGUGUGUUGCCUCUAUCGUCGAGGAGCGGUUGGCUGCUCAUCAAAACUCCUCCCCCUCAUCCUUGUCUUCGACUGUAUCACCUGAAACCCCCUGUCCCUCCAUAGAUUUCGACUCAACCAUUAUGGGGCUCACUGCAAGUUCGACUGAAGUCUUCUCUGGUAUUGUGGACCGACCAGACUCACCGAUCCUACCACCCUUUGAGCCCAUGCAGAUGACUUCACCAUCCAUGCUGCUCUCUCCACCUGCUCUGCCGAUGUCUGAACUCGACAGGAAUGCUCCAGUAUUAUCUGAUGAUACUGCCAUCAACCCAAUUCAGUGCUUGGUGACGUUCCGACUGACUAAACCAUUCUGCUAUGCAUCAAAUCUCGAAAGUCUCAUUCGGUGCUGGGAUGAUCGUAAUCCAGACUGGGCCCCAUCCGUUGAUUAUCCAAUCGUCAUCCAUGGUCGCCCUGACAUCUACAAACUCAAUAAAAAAACAGGGAACGAAUGGGAAAAACUCAAGAGCAAUUGGCUAGAUUGGAAAGUAUGUUUGCUUUUCUUUCUGUUGUUCAUAUUCUCACCUCUUGCCUUCAGCAUUUUAUUGAAGCAUAUCAGGCAUUCGAGACACCUGAAGCCUUCUGAGCCGAGUUUUCCGACUCUCAAGGACAGAGGCUGAAAUUCUCUCGAAUCAAAAAAAUUCUUUUAGAGCGACGAACAGCCGCAAAUCUCGAAUUAGCAAAACAAGUGACAGCUGAGUAUGGUGAUGAUUUUAUCAAUCACUUUGGUUAUAAAAGGGGUAGGAAAUUGGUUGCCAUGAAGGAUGGUCCAACAAUUGCCCGACACUAUAGGAAGAAGAUGGGAAUUAGUUGCAAUGAGGAUGUUUAGUUCACAGUUCAUGUCAGUAGUUUUGGAAUGCUACAAUGUUUUUCUUAUUUACUUUGUG